This is a messenger RNA of Fragaria vesca subsp. vesca, 1097 nucleotides long. Its product is annotated as ADP-ribosylation factor-like protein 5-like. The record is from RefSeq and is a predicted model, not a curated record. Lineage: Eukaryota; Viridiplantae; Streptophyta; Magnoliopsida; Rosales; Rosaceae. The transcript has 3 exons. Gene Ontology annotation, molecular function: GTPase activity; GTP binding. The coding region runs from base 307 to 858 and encodes 183 amino acids. Gene Ontology annotation, biological process: intracellular protein transport; vesicle-mediated transport; protein localization to Golgi membrane. Gene Ontology annotation, cellular component: cytoplasm; trans-Golgi network.
CUUGUAAUAGCAAUACCAACUCCAACGAAUCAGAAGCCAACAAGUCAAUAUAUAAUUCUGAAGGACCGCUUCUCUUCCUUCCCUUUCUUUCUUACCAUCAUCACAGAAACAAAGCAUAUCUGUAUCUGAUUAUAUACCGACCCCUCGCCAGAAAAAGCAAACAUUUGAUUUCCCAAACACUAAAAACCCAAAACUUGUAUCCCAAAUCAAAUCCCCAAUUUCAAUUUAGGGUUUCUCCGGAUCAAUCUCAACCUCCAUCUUCUUCCAGGUGAAAGAUCUGAUCUUUUUUGGAUUGGGGGAUAGAAGAUGGGGGCAUUCAUAUCCAAGUUUUGGUUCAUGUUGUUUCCUGCAAAGGAGUAUAAGAUUGUGGUGGUUGGGUUGGACAAUGCUGGGAAGACAACUACUCUUUACAAAUUACACUUGGGAGAGGUUGUCACUACGAAUCCGACUGUGGGCAGCAAUGUCGAAGAGCUUGUCUACAAGAACAUUCGCUUUGAGGUGUGGGAUCUUGGUGGGCAAGAUAGACUGAGGACUUCUUGGGCAACAUACUACCGUGGAACUCAUGCCAUCAUUGUGGUAAUAGACAGCACUGACAGGGCCAGAAUUUCUAUCAUGAAGGAUGAACUCUUCAGGUUGCUUGGACAUGAGGAUCUUCAACAUUCAGUUGUACUGGUUUUUGCUAAUAAACAAGAUCUCAAGGAUGCCAUGACCCCAGCUGAGAUCACUGACACUCUAUCUCUUCACAGCAUUAAGAAUCAUGACUGGCACAUCCAAGCAUGUUGCGCCCUCAAUGGAGAUGGGUUGUAUGAUGGCCUAGGUUGGAUUGCCUCACGAGUUACCGGGAAAACACCCAGUUGAAGAGUUUGUCUGAACAAGGUUUUUCAUGUAUGGGGUUUCAGGGCUGAGUGAUGUAAAAACAGUCUGUACCAUUAAAGCUAUUUCUUGGCAAAUUUGUAGAUUGUUUAUGAUUUCAAAUGAUUUAUACAUUUUACAUUCCGAAUCUUGAAGCAUGUCACUAACAAUAUGAUAUGCCUGGAAAAAUGUUCUGCUCCGCCAUUACACUGAAUCAUUUUAAUUGAAAUUUUUUUACACUGCAC